This is a messenger RNA of Tripterygium wilfordii, 1094 nucleotides long. Its product is annotated as ras-related protein RABH1b. Gene Ontology annotation, molecular function: GTP binding; GTPase activity. The record is from RefSeq and is a predicted model, not a curated record. Lineage: Eukaryota; Viridiplantae; Streptophyta; Magnoliopsida; Celastrales; Celastraceae. The coding region runs from base 185 to 811 and encodes 208 amino acids. The transcript is spliced from 6 exons.
CCAAUCACGCGGAAACAACAAUCCACGAAGGCCUUCCCUUAUUAGAGUAGCCAACCCCAUAAGCGAAGGUUAUCCGAGAUCUCGAUUUCUCCGGCGAUAUUACCGGUUGAUUCUUGGCGAGGGUUGGAGCUUGAUUGAAAUAUCUGUCGGAUCCGGAGAGUGGUUCGAUUAGAUCCGAAUCGUCAUGGCUCCGGUCUCGGCUCUGGCCAAGUACAAGCUCGUCUUCUUGGGAGAUCAGUCCGUCGGCAAGACCAGUAUCAUCACCCGCUUCAUGUACGACAAAUUCGAUAACACAUAUCAGGCUACUAUCGGUAUUGAUUUUCUGUCAAAGACAAUGUAUCUUGAAGAUCGAACAGUUCGAUUGCAGCUCUGGGAUACUGCAGGGCAGGAAAGAUUCAGGAGUCUCAUUCCAAGUUACAUCAGGGAUUCCUCUGUGGCUGUUAUUGUAUAUGACGUUGCAAGCAGGCAGUCAUUUCUGAACACAUCCAAGUGGAUCGAAGAGGUUCGCACUGAGCGAGGCAGUGAUGUUAUCAUUGUGCUUGUUGGCAACAAAACAGAUCUUGUGGACAAAAGGCAAGUUUCAAUAGAGGAAGGAGAAGCCAAAGCUCGUGAGCUCAAUGUUAUGUUUAUUGAAACUAGUGCCAAGGCCGGUUUCAAUAUAAAGGCAUUGUUUCGGAAGAUUGCAGCAGCUUUGCCAGGAAUGGAAACACUUUCAUCAACAAAGCAAGAGGAUAUGGUCGAUGUCAAUCUCAAGUCUUCCAACACUAACGCAUCUCAGUCAAAUCCACAGUCAGGAGGGUGUGCCUGUUGAUAGAAAUAUUGAGAUCUAAGAUCUUCUCUCGUCCUAUUGUUCCCUGUAAUGCUUUAAUGAUCUUCAAGUCUGCCUGUAAAUUUUCCAUGUCAACAUUUUGUAGCAUUGGCUUUUGAGAUUGGUUCAUUUUAAUGAGGUUUAUUUUUUUUACGAGGACAAUGUUGUGGUAUAUAGGCUAGUCCUAGCCUGUCUAGCAUGUAUUGCUCUUGUGGCCCUGGAGAGCCUUGUGCCAAUAUGACUAACAUGUACGGUUUGAUACAAAAUUGCCGAUUCACACGGUUCA